This is a messenger RNA of Panthera uncia (snow leopard), 1163 nucleotides long. It is a transcript of the gene COXFA4L2, whose product is annotated as NDUFA4 mitochondrial complex associated like 2. The record is from RefSeq and is a predicted model, not a curated record. The coding region runs from base 244 to 507 and encodes 87 amino acids. The transcript is spliced from 4 exons. Lineage: Eukaryota; Metazoa; Chordata; Mammalia; Carnivora; Felidae.
GUGUCCUCUGCGCCAGGGUGCGGGCAUCUGGAGGAGUGGAGGAGCAGAAAGCCCUCUGCUCCCCAAGAGUUCUCCCGCUCUGAGCCCGGAACUGCGGGAGGAAGAAGAGAUGAGUGGGGGCGGGGUGAGUCUGCCGGAGCGGGCCGUGCCGGGCUGGGCUGACCCCUCCCCAGCCGGGGGCGGGACCCCAAGAGGAGUGAGGGAGCAGAGCCGCUGGGGAACAUCUGACACAGGAGAGGCGAUAUGGCGGGAACGAGUGUCGGGGCCCGCUUCUACCGGCAGAUCAAGAGACAUCCCGCGCUCAUCCCGAUGAUCGGCUUCAUUGGUCUGGGAAUGGGCAGCGCUGCGCUGUACUUGCUGAGACUCGCCCUGCGCAGCCCCGACGUCUGCUGGGACAGAAAGAACAACCCGGAGCCCUGGAACCGCCUGAGCCCCAAUGACCAAUACAAGUUUCUUGCAGUUUCCACCGACUAUAAGAAGCUGAAGAAGGACCGGCCGGACUUUUGAGCUCGCUAGGAUGCGAGGUAGAAGUAAACCACCGUCAGCCAGUCAGCCAGCCGACUCAUUUCUUCCACUCUCUGCCCCCUGCCCCCAGGGCGCCACUCUAGCCACCCCGUCCAGCUGCUGCUUACACAGGCUUCGUUCCCACAGGAGGGGAGGCAGCUCCCCACCCCCUUCCCUUGCUCCCAGCAGCGGAAGCGCCUCUGACCCUCAGCUGGAAUCCCACGAGGGGGAGGAGUUACACUGCGGGUUGACCCAAACGGCUCAAGCCAGCCCCUCUGCCCCCCUACCCAGCCCUUGCAGGGUGUGGCUCAGGCUACGUGUUGAGCGUGGCCAACGUGAGCCAAGAGCAAGCGGAGGCCUCUCGUGCCAAGUGACGUGGCGGGCCCCACGUUAGCCCAGGCGCCCGGCGCCAGCGCAGGGGCGGCGCUGCUCUGGCUCGACCGGGCUCGUUGCCUGCCGCCCAGCGAGGCCUGCACGAGGCACCUCCUCGCUCCUCCUUGUGCCCAAGCCCGCUGCCUCCCGCGCCAACAGGCAUCCCCUCCUGCCGCCUCGCACCUGGGCCUCCCCCUGCCAUUCUGCCCCUCCCUUGCUCCCCUCGGUCCCCUGGGAUCAAACAGAAGCAGCCGUGGGCAAAAUACAAUUUCAUUUAACAAAUUGAA